Molecule: messenger RNA, 1584 nt
Organism: Mesorhabditis spiculigera
Lineage: Eukaryota; Metazoa; Nematoda; Chromadorea; Rhabditida; Rhabditidae
Source: the annotation of a GenBank genome assembly
AUGGGCUGGCUCUCCAUUGUUAUCAGCCUCUGGCUCCUCCAUCUCGCUUUUGGCCUCUCCUUCGAGGUGCUGCCGCAAUGCCGAGAAGCUGUCAAAUAUUCGUAUGGGCAGGUGUCAGGCUCCGAAUACUACGGUUACGAGAUCCCGAUCGACUUGAAGCUCAGCACCACCGAUACGUCGCUGAACAUUUGCGCGGAUUUGGUGAUGCGGCAUAGCGGAUACGGUAUGCGGCGUACGAAAACCGGCACAAAAGUGGGGCGUCGACAUCGGCGACUUGCCGAGCGUGCCGUGAUCAACACACAAGGUCGUUUACCCAACGCUACGGUCGAAUAUUUGGCCCAGUUUCCGUGGAAGGGAAUACAGAUCAACGACGAAUAUGAUGAUGACAACACCGGGCUCUGGGACGCGCUCACCAGGUUGUUGGAGAUGGUGCCGACGAUAGAGGAGCUCUACCUUCUCGGCACCAACCAGAAGCUCGACGCGAAGCAGACGGCCUUCUUGGACGUGCUCGCCAAUAGGACUUGGAAAAUUAUCAGCAACGAGGGGUUCCCCUGGCCGAAGACCCUCGACUUCAAGACGACUCAGCUGAAGGCCGUCCGCAUCUUCGACACGAAGCUAAAAGUGGUCCCGACUUGGAUCAAGUCGGCCAAGGGGCUACAGUACCUCCAGAUAGACAAUGGAGGGACGGAACUUGGAGAGCUGGGGACCAUUGCUGAUUUGCCGGUCCUCGAGCACUUGAUUCUGACCAGAUGCGGCAUGACCUCAGUGAACAAUAGCCUGGUCACCUCCCCGAAACUGAUCUCCCUCGAUCUGACAUGCAACACAAUUACCGAGAUUCCGGAUGGGUUCUUUGACGCCAUGCCUGGUGUUCAAUUCCUCAGCUUACUCGGCAAUCCGAUCACCAGCUUCACCCAGCGUCUGAUGAAGCCACUUACCAAUUUGAAGCAUCUGGAUAUUGGGAGGCAAACCCUCUACUCUGGCAGCAAGCUCGGCGCCAACUUCUACCUGAAUCGAGUAGGGCGGCGAGUUCUGUGCACGACAUACAAGGCUUCAGAACCGAAACUCUCCUCUUUUCCUCCGGACCUCCUGCCCAACCCGUCCAAACUGGUCUCACUCGAGAUCGUGGGCCAGGAUCAGAUCCAGUUGGCCCCAGACUAUUUCGCCGGAUUUCCGAGUUUACAAAUGCUGAACCUGCACGGCGUCAACUUGAGCACGAUGGUCGGGUUAGGCUUGGAGAAAAUCGCCGGGCUGAAUUAUGUUAGAGCCAGCGCGCUGCCGUUUAAGACCGUUGACUGGUUCCCCGAAGAGGUCAUCACGAAUCUGAAUAACCUUCAACAUCUCUUUUUGCAGGAUUCGAACGUGGUGGAGUUGAACGCGCCACUGGUGGCCUUGGCCAAGACGUCGCCGUUUUUCUGUGGAGAGCUGAAGUACGAUAUAGACUCUUAUCGGAUGACGAAGUUGAGCACCUGUGCGCUGAGCAUCCUUGGCCAAGUCCUGAGCGCUGAGGGCGUCUCCCCGAACUGCACCCAAUCAGCCGACACCCUCAUCUCCGAAGCGAAACAGCUGAUCGCCACCAAAUUCGAG